AUGGCCGAGAUCUAUAAUCAGGACCUUGAGAAAGCCGCUCGAGUGAGCGACAACAGGGUACAAUUCGACAGUAGCAGCGAUGACGCGGCGCCAGGGCAAACCUUUACAUAUGGCACCUCGCUGUAUGCCAGGUUACAGCGACUGGCUGGAAAGCUCAACAUCGAGCAACGGGGUAUCGAGCGCGUACCGGAUAAUGAGCGGACGGACACAUCGUAUCUCAACAUUGGCAGCAUGUGGCUGGCAGCCAACAUGGUCGUCAGUUCGUUCGCCAUCGGCGUUCUCGCCAAAUCAGUCUUCUACCUUGGCUUCGUCGAUGCUAUUCUCGUCUGCCUUUUCUUCAAUCUCCUCGGUGUCAUGACUGUCUGCUUCUUCUCAUGCUUUGGUCCUGCCUUUGGGCUGCGACAGAUGGUGCUUACAAGGUUCUGGUUUGGAUGGUGGCCUGCCAAAUUCGUUGCGAUCUUGAAUGUGUUGGCUUGCGUGGGCUGGUCUGCCGCCAACGCCAUCGUCGGUGCUCAGCUCAUCCAAGCAGUCAACAACAACGUUCCCGGAUUCGCUGGUAUAUUGAUUAUUGCUAUCUGCACACUUCUCGUCACAUUUGCCGGGUACAAAGUCGUUCAUGCCUAUGAAUACUGGAGCUGGAUCCCCACUUUCAUCGUCUUCUUGAUCGUCCUCGGAACCUUCGCCCACUCCGGCGACUUCAGAAACUUGCCUAUGGGAGUCGGGGUGUCGGAGCUUGGCAGUGUCCUAUCCUUUGGCUCAACGGUAUACGGCUUUGCCACUGGAUGGACCAGCUAUGCUGCCGAUUACACCGUUUACCAGCCAGCUGACCGCAGUCGCCGCAAGAUUUUCUUCUCCACCUGGCUUGGCCUCAUCGUUCCUCUUCUGUUUACUCAGAUGCUCGGAAUCGCCGUUAUAUCAGCCACAGGAAUCGAUGAUGGCAACAAUAAAUAUGCAGCGGGCUACGCGGCCUCGGGCAACGGAGGCCUGCUGAGUGCCGUGCUGGAACCUCUCGGGGGAUUCGGGAAAUUCUGUCUCGUCAUCCUGGCGCUCUCCAUCAUUGCCAACAAUUGCCCGAACAUCUAUUCCGUGGCCUUGACCCUUCAAGUCCUGAGCCGCCGCUCCCAGCGCGUGCCACGCUUCAUCUGGGUGUUCUUAGGAUCCUGUGCUUCUGUGGCCAUCGCCAUCCCUGGGUACUCUCACUUCGAAACUGUGCUGGAGAACUUCAUGACCUUCAUCGCAUACUGGCUGGCCAUAUAUAGCGGAAUCGCGCUUGUAGACCACUUCGUCUUCAAGCGUGGGUUUGAGGGUUAUCAAGCUGAGCUAUAUGACAAACCGGAGAGCCUUCCUCAUGGAAUUGCUGCCUCCGUUGCCUUUGCGUUUGGAGUGGCCGGAAUGAUCACCGGAAUGAGCCAAUCGUGGUGGGUAGGUCCCAUCGCCCUGCAUGCGGGUGAGGCGACCUUUGGCGGUGAUGUUGGCUUUGAAUUAGCGUUCCUUUUCUCGGGCGUGAGUUAUGCUGCCCUGCGACCUAUCGAGCUGAAGAUAUUUGGUCGGUAG
Molecule: messenger RNA, 1554 nt
Organism: Aspergillus clavatus NRRL 1
Lineage: Eukaryota; Fungi; Ascomycota; Eurotiomycetes; Eurotiales; Aspergillaceae
Product: cytosine permease
Exons: 3
Coding region: 1-1554 (517 amino acids)
Biological process (GO): transmembrane transport
Cellular component (GO): fungal-type vacuole membrane; plasma membrane
Molecular function (GO): transmembrane transporter activity
Source: RefSeq, a predicted model, not a curated record